Molecule: messenger RNA, 2332 nt
Organism: Micropterus dolomieu (smallmouth bass)
Lineage: Eukaryota; Metazoa; Chordata; Actinopteri; Centrarchiformes; Centrarchidae
Gene: sspn
Product: sarcospan (Kras oncogene-associated gene)
Exons: 3
Coding region: 125-802 (225 amino acids)
Cellular component (GO): sarcolemma; dystrophin-associated glycoprotein complex
Source: RefSeq, a predicted model, not a curated record
UCAGGCAGGGAGGGGAAGGGAAGAGGAGAGAGGCAGACGGCAGACAGGCUCACCCACCCCAAAUACUGCAACAGUAAAAGUUGAGAGUACAGAGAGGGAAACAAGUGUAAAGAAAGUAGGCAAAAUGGGGCAGGGGCAGAAAGGUUCCUCAGAUAAGGAGAAGGGCAAGAAGCAGAAGAGAGAUGAAAGCCCAGCACCAGAGGACGGCCGCAAAUGCAGAGUCUGUCGCUUCCCUCUUCUCGUCGCCCUGCUUCAGCUGCUGUUGGGGGUGGCCGUCACAGCCGUGGCCUUUCUUAUGUUGGCCAUCAGCCCCUCACUCCUGGCCAGGGAGACGCCACACUGGGCUGGGAUCAUUCUGUGUUUUGUUUCCAUCCUGGGCUUUAUCCUGUACUGUAUCACCUACCUCCCUGAUGAGAGAACGUCUAUGCAGUUCAUUGGCAAGCUCCUGUACUUUGUCCUGUGUACAAUCGGCCUGGUCAUUUCAGUGCUGGUUGUGGCGUUCGCUGGACACCACUACUCACAGACCAGUAGCUUCAGCUGUGAGCAGGUGGGAGAGGACUGCGUGUGCACGCUGGAUCACAAUGACCCAAUUGCCCGCACCUUCACCUACGAGGAAGUCAGCGACUGUGAGGUGAUCACGGGGACCCUCACGCUCUACUUCCUGCUCCAGAUCGUGCUGAACCUGGUCCAAGCAAUUGUCUGUGCCGUUGGUGCCUUCAUCAUGUGGAAGGACCGUUAUCAGGUCUUUUUCGCUGGUCUUCAGAUUGGCUCCCCCUCCUCCCAGCAGUGGCAGAAGGUUUAACGUGAUGAUGAAAGAGUUGAGGAUGACUCGGAUAAUUUGGAUCAGGAUGGAGGGUAAUGCCAUCUGUGUGACUACAUUCGGAAGGACAGGGACAUUUGCCUUUUUGAUGUGUGCUUAAGUGUGUUUAUAUUAACCUUUUGUGGUAGGUGUACUAUAAUGGCUUUUUGCACAAAUUUUGUAUACCAUUUAAGUAACUUUGUACUUUCAGUUGUUGAUGUUAUAAAAACAACUUGAAUAGAUGAAGAGGGGCAAAACGACUCUCUAUUUUUGAAAAACUAAACCAAUUAUUAUGUGUUAUUAUGUGUUCGAUAAUGAAUUCUUCACAAUGAUUCUAAUUAUCUUGACAUUUACUUGUGACAUACAGCUCAUAUAAACUUGCAAUACCAGUAACUUUGGUUUGAGUUACUAAGAUUUAAUGAUCAUAAUUAGUUGCUGCAGUGAUGCUUUAGGUGGCAUACUGAAUCACUGUUUUGUCAAAUGAUGGUUUGCAAACGUUAAAUGACACUGCCUCACACAGGAGAAAGAUCAGACAUCAUCUUAAAGCAGGAGCAAAUGUUAGUAAGGUAUGCUUUUUAUCUUAAUUGAAUGACAGAGUUUAUUGUUUUUCAAUCAAGUUUUUUAACUAUGUUUGCAGCUGCUUGCUACAACUCAUUAUCACAUUGUUGGACAGAAAAAAAAAAAUCAACUUUCAAUGAAUGACUCUGUUUUGUUUCUUUUGCUGUUAUAUAAAGCUCUGUAAAUAUUUUGUAAUAUCCUUGAUGAAAAACAAUAGCAAAGUACUUUUCAGCUGAUAGAUGUAAUCUCUGUAAUACUCCAAACAACCUACUUAUAGGCAUUAAAAAUGGAUCCUGACAGCAGUAACACAGUCUGGGAAGAGGACACUUCAUGAAACUGGAUUCAGACUGAACUGGGCUGUGGCUUGCGAAGGUGGAUGCCAGGCCAGUAGCCAGCAUGACUCAAACUGCCUGUAGGAGUCAAACUACUGCAGCCACAAAGGGAGGGGGCGCAGGGCCCGGGGUGAGGAAAGGGGGGCUCAGACAGGCAGCUGGACUGAGGUAACUAAAUCAUCUCACUGUGUUAACAAUGUUUCAAAUGUUUUCAUUCAGGCAGUACAGAGCAAGAGGAAUGAAACAUCCCCUAAAUUUUAAGUUUGUAUUUUUCCAAAUGCUUUCUGCAGGACUUCAGCUUCUUUUCAUUCUUACUCUCACCUCAGGUUCCGACAGCAGUCACCUACUGUCUAUACAUGCUAAACAGGGAAUGGUAAACAGGAGGCAGUUUACGUAGCAAAUCAGAUGAAACGUGCCCACAGGGGGAGUGUAAUUAGUCUGCAAUGUUACAUCUUUUUUGUCAGUGAUGAAAAAAGUUUGACUGAUGGUAUAAGAGUAUUUUUUUAUAUUUCACAGAAGCCUUAAAUGUGGUGUAUGUGAAAGGUGCGUUUCAUUUGGAUAAAAAAGAUGCCAAUAAGUGCAUUUCUUCUUUAAAGACUGUCAAACUGUUUGUGGUAACAAAUACAAGCCUUUGUUUCAGUAA